CGACGCUCGCGCCCCGCGCACCCGCUCCGCUCAUUUAGCCAGCGACGCCGCAGUCGGCGGUGGCAGCCCGCGGCCCGGCCGACGCUGCAGCCGGGCCGGCCCGAGCUCCUUCGAUCGCGACCCUCAUGUGACACCUCGCCGAAAUGAUUGUGCCGAUUGUUUACGUUAACGCUAGUUGAUAACCGAGAGGCCGACGCUGGCAUGCUAAUUCGGACUGUCGGUGGCGGAACGUGGACUGCACGGUGCACGGCGGCGAGAGCGCGCGGACGGCGCGCGGGGAGCGCUCGCGCGGCAGCUCGCGCGCGAGCGGUGGACGCGCGGGGAGUUCGCGCGCGCGACCUGGCGGCGCGGCGCCAUGCGGUAGCGCGGCGGCGCGGCCGAGCGGCGGGCGAGCACUCGUGCGCUCUCGGCUAUGUGCCCCCCUUGCGCUACAUUGUAAGUCUCGAUCAGUCGAUGACACAGCCAAGGAGGACCCAUGUCUUACUGGGGAGGUGUUAGCCUAAGAUGGUGUUGGCGUUUGUGGUCGGAGUCCUGUGCGUGUGGGGCCGCUUGAGCGUCGCAAACCCUGAAGCGAAGCGGCUAUACGACGACCUCCUAUCAAACUACAACAGACUGAUCCGGCCCGUAGGCAACAACUCAGAUCGGCUCACCGUCAAGAUGGGGCUACGGCUUAGUCAACUCAUCGACGUUAAUCUUAAGAAUCAAAUCAUGACAACGAACGUUUGGGUAGAACAGGAAUGGAAUGAUUACAAGCUGAAAUGGAACCCCGACGACUAUGGCGGCGUCGACACCUUACACGUGCCUUCAGAACACAUAUGGCUACCGGACAUCGUGCUGUACAAUAAUGCGGAUGGCAACUACGAAGUGACAAUCAUGACGAAAGCCAUCCUACACCACGACGGAAAAGUCGUUUGGAAGCCGCCCGCUAUUUACAAGUCCUUCUGCGAGAUCGACGUCGAGUACUUCCCUUUUGAUGAGCAGACCUGCUUUAUGAAGUUUGGCUCUUGGAGUUACGAUGGUUAUACGGUGGAUUUGAGGCACUUAAAACAAACACCGGACUCCGAUCAUAUAGGGAUGGGCAUCGAUUUGUCAGAGUACUACAUUUCGGUCGAGUGGGACAUCAUGCGGGUACCGGCCAAAAGGAACGAGAAAUUCUACUCGUGCUGCGAAGAACCUUAUCCUGAUAUAAUUUUCAACCUCACGCUAAGGAGGAAAACUCUCUUCUACACGGUCAAUCUCAUCAUCCCUUGCGUUGGAAUAUCUUUCCUUUCAGUUCUAGUGUUCUACCUCCCGUCGGAUUCAGGAGAAAAAAUCUCACUCUGUAUAUCUAUUUUACUCUCCCUGACCGUGUUCUUUUUACUGUUAGCAGAAAUCAUCCCCCCUACUUCACUCACGGUCCCUUUACUAGGAAAAUAUUUAUUAUUUACUAUGAUGCUAGUAACGUUAUCAGUCGUAGUCACUAUUGUGGUGCUAAACGUAAAUUUUAGGUCUCCGGUCACACACCAUAUGGCUCCGUGGGUACGGAAAGUCUUUAUAGAUUUUUUACCCAGAAUAUUAUGUAUACAAAGGCCGGAAAAGCCGCCUGACGAUGAUGAAAACGAUAAGCCAACUGAGGUACUCACAGACGUGUUUGGUGGCGAUGACAUGGACGGAAAGUUCAAAGAAUGGGCCUGUGAGGAAUACGAGUUGCCAGGAAUGCCUCCUUCACCGCCUCCACCCCCGGGCGGUGACGAUGAACUAUUUUCCCCUCCCCCAGGAUCCCCUUGCCGCUUAGACCUCGACGAUGGCAGUCCGUCUCUAGAAAAACCUUUUGUGAGAGAGAUGGAGAAGACUAUAGAAGGUUCCAGGUUUAUAGCGCAGCAUGUUAAAAAUAAGGAUAAGUUUGAGAGUGUUGAGGAUGAUUGGAAGUAUGUGGCGAUGGUUUUGGACCGAAUCUUCCUGUUCGCGUUCACGAUAGCCUGUGUUCUCGGCACGGCUCUAAUAAUAUUUAGAGCGCCGACAUUCUACGACAAUGCGAAGCCUAUAGAUAUCCUCUACUCUAAAAUUGCCAAGAAAAAGUUGGAGUUGCUCAAAAUGGGCUCGGAAGGCGACCCGGGUCUCUGAAAUUCGUCUUACGUCUUCGGCCACUCGCCGCCGAAGACGUUCUGGGAGCUCAUCGUGAUGUGGUGGCAUGGAUGAUCGAUGUAAGGCUCCCAGUGGGAAUCUGCGAGGCGAGAACUGGUCUUGUGCUCAGUGUGGUGCCAAACGCUCGACGCGUCACGGGACGUUUGUACGCCUGUCGCGUCAAAAACCGUCUUUUAUAUAGAUAAACUCAUUCACGAGACUGUGUCCGUCGUUAGUCGAAUCGAGAACAAAGUAACCUCAAGUUCAUGGGCGUUUUGUGUUGACGUCGAAUCCGCCGUCAAUAUUUUUAUAUUCGAAUCGCCGUAUUAAGCGUAUAUACUUUUUAAGCGUAACAUGUAUGUUUUUCAAUUUCUUAAUCAUCAAAUUUUUCUUACUCAAAAAUGUUAAUUAGUAUGAGCGCACAAACAUUGUAUAGUUUAUUAAGAGGGAUGUUUAGAUUAUUGACAUUGAUUUUGUUACAUUUUAGUAUAUCGAAUGAAAAUAUUACUUACCAUAAAUAUAGGACUAAAUUCGAAUAAAUCGAGCUCAAUUCACGAUUAUUAUUAGAUAAUGUAAUGAGGUAAUUUUCACUCAACGUAUAAUAUUAAUCGAAAAUUACUACAGUUUCUUGAAAACGUCCUCAAUGAGUGUCGGACAUUGUAGGUGAUGUACUUUUAGUAUUACUGGUGAAUUAAAGAUAUAAAAUAUACAUUAUUAGUAUUUUAUAAACUACGUACUCGCGUAAAAAUCAUAAGGACAAUAUCGAUUAAUUGAAGUAAUCGAAUAAUCGUAACUCCCCGUAGGUUUACUUUAAGGGAUUGUAGAUAUUACUAGGUAAGCCAAAACAUCAGAAAUGAUGAUUGAUGAUACUCGAAAUAAUAAUGCCAAUAUAGUUGUAAUGUCACGUUGAGACGGUGAUAAUAAUAAUUAUGGUUUUAUUAGAUAUAUUUAUAAAACACAAUUGACUGCCAAUUGUAAUUUAAAUUUUUAUAAAAUUCGAUAUUCUUAGAUAGUUUGAUAACUUGUUUAAUUAAAAUUGUUUUAAAGGUGCCAAAUACCGCCAACUGCAUUAUAGUUUCGGAGGCCAAAUAAGAACUAUUGUUAAUUUGUAAGAGCUGUCGUUCACGUUGUUUUAAGUGCGCUUUUUCAUAUUCUGACAUCUCCAAAUGCUUGUCCUACAUAAGCAAUGACUGAAAGUUCUAUUAAUACGUCUGCAAUUUGCUAGAUAUUGGUUAUUUUUCAAACCAAAGUACCGUAUUCCAUUAAUCCUAGAGUACAGGGUAAAAUUAGUACACAAAUUUCUUCCCCUGAUUUUAUUCUCACAGUUUCACUAAUUGUAAAGUCUUUUUACUCACUUAUCGGCACUCUCACUCGUCGUAGAUAAUAAAAUCAUUGUUGAAGUUGGUCAUUACUAGUCGUAACGUGUAGGUAGCCAACGGUCAUAUUUUGGUUUUAGAUUAGAAUCUAUGUUAUAGCGAAUGGUCGAAGCUCCGUCGCGCUUAGGUUUGACUAGAAAACCAAUUCUGACCAGAGGUCUUAACAAACCGCCAACUUUUGACUGACGAAUUUUUAGUCUAUUCCAGGAGUAGGUACCUAAUAGUUUGUUAGUCAAAAGUCGAAAAUUUGGAAUUUUGACCUCACACCACAUCUAAAGAAUUAUUUCUCAAACCAGGUAGCAACAGAGUUUGGGUUUUUGAGUAUAACAUUAUUUUUAGGGGUCAAUUUUUUGUUACCAAUUCACGUUCAUAAAUUUAGAUAGGUCGUAUUUCGAAAUCGAUUCCAACAUUUAUACCUUAACUCAUAUUAACCAUGUUAAGUGUGACAUCACCUCGACCCAUAACGUAGGGUAACGUAGCCUUUGUCGUAAUAAAAAAAAAUUUCGAGCCGCGUAUUUAAUAUGUCAAAGUAACUCAUGAUAAUGAUUAGAUAAUGAUUACCUAGUUAACUCUGAUAGGUAUUAUUCAUAUUUUAAUUAAUGAAAAUCAACAGCGAGCAGUAGGCUUAGUACGAGUUUGCACAUCUCGACAACGUUGAGAGAGUUCGAAUACUAUAAUACUAUAACGUUAAAUUAAAAUUGACCUAAAUUGCUUUGUUUUAAGGUUUAUUUAAGUGGAAACAUUGGGAAAUAAAAAGAAUUAAAAAUAAGUGGUACUGAAGUACGACUUUAAAACAAGUGUCUUUAAGUAAAUUUUAUUAUGACGUUAUAGUGUUUCAAUACUCAAAAUCUGUCUACGUUAUGGAGAUAUGCAAAUUCGUACUAAGGGUACCGUUAGGAAAACAGGGAUGGUUAUAGUAAAAUAAUUCAAACUGUUUUGUGUGAUUCGUCUCAAUAUUUAUAAGUGUUAUUGAAUGUGUAUAGCUGUUUGUGCCAAUAAAUGCGAUACAUUCGGCUAGAGUAGAUUAGAGAAUACGUAAAAAUGCGUUAGUUGUACGUGGGGGAUACGAAAGGUGCUCAAGAAGCCCUUGAACGCUCGCUAAAGGUUGAAGACGUUUAAUAUUAGCUCAAUCUUAAGAGAAGUCACAAAAAUGUUGUAAGUAAGCAGCUCUGAGUGUUUUAAAAUCUUAAUAGAUAGUACUUAUAUGGAAUAAUGUACGUGAUGUCAUAAACCGUGGUCUGUUAUAAACGCCGUAGGUGAAACAGCGUCAGACGUGUGAGAAAGAACACUAUGAUGUAUUUCCAUAUUAUUAAUAAAAGGUGGAAACA
Molecule: messenger RNA, 4807 nt
Organism: Maniola jurtina (meadow brown)
Lineage: Eukaryota; Metazoa; Arthropoda; Insecta; Lepidoptera; Nymphalidae
Gene: nAChRalpha1
Product: acetylcholine receptor subunit alpha-like 1
Exons: 10
Coding region: 505-2103 (532 amino acids)
Biological process (GO): chemical synaptic transmission; nervous system process; regulation of membrane potential
Cellular component (GO): neuron projection; postsynaptic membrane; synapse
Molecular function (GO): acetylcholine-gated monoatomic cation-selective channel activity; transmembrane signaling receptor activity
Source: RefSeq, a predicted model, not a curated record